Myripristis murdjan (pinecone soldierfish) is the source of this 1863-nucleotide messenger RNA. RefSeq names its product INO80 complex subunit B (gene ino80b). Gene Ontology annotation, biological process: chromatin remodeling. Bases 447 to 1469 code for a protein of 340 amino acids. Gene Ontology annotation, cellular component: Ino80 complex. The record is from RefSeq and is a predicted model, not a curated record. The transcript is spliced from 6 exons. NCBI's taxonomy places the organism in Eukaryota, Metazoa, Chordata, Actinopteri, Holocentriformes, Holocentridae.
GUAGAUGAGAGAGCUUCCGUGUUUUGGUGUUAGCUUUAGCAUAAGCUGCUCGACUCGAUAGUAGAACAAUUCCAUUGGUUAAACCACCAGCAGGAUAUGAAUGACAAGCGAAGUUUUAUUUUUCAAAUUUUGUCGUAAAGUUAGCGGUUAUGGACACGUCUUGGCUGUGAGUUUGUAACCGAGUUUUCAACGGAGUGAUACAGAGAAACCCUAAGUAACGUGGGGCGGCCGUGUGUCAGCCCCGAGCCUCGUUAGCACCAACAUUAUCUGCUGUCUUCAUUACACUAGCGUUUUUUAAAAGAAAGCAGGGAUAAAUAACCAAAUCAUGCGUUGUAAAUGUAGUGUCUAACCCCGUCUCACCUUGUCGUGUAGUCGAGUCCCAAGCCAUUGUAUUUAUGUAGAACCGAGGAGUGGCCGGCCUUGUUGUUGAUAUCUCAUUCGUUUCGAUGGGGAAAAGGAAGGACAUGAUUCACCCCAGGUUUCUCGGCGACGGAGGCUCUGGGAUGCAUGGCGUUCACAAGAGGAAACACAAAAAGCACAAGAAGCACAAGAGGAAGCACCACCGGGACGAGGGCGGCCACAGCUUCCCCGAGGUGCCGGAGCCGGAGCCCGUCAUGGUGGCCAGGCCUCCUCCGCAGCUCAGACUCAAGAUCAAACUGGGAGGACAGACACUAGGGACCAAGAGUGUGCCCACCUUCACCGUGCAUCCCGGUGUGGCCCGUCCUCCAUCACCUUUGAUGAUCAUCGAUGAUGACGAUGACGACGAGGAUGAUGAUGACGAUGACGACGAUGAGCCGUCUGUGCCUCUGGAACAGUACCGAGCCUGGCUGGAUGAAGACAGCAACUUGGCCACGUCCCCGCUGCCCGACAUGGACUCAGACUCCAUGUUGGGAGGGCCUGUGGACGAAGAGGAGAGGUGGCUGGACGCUCUGGAGAAAGGAGAGCUGGAUGACAAUGGAGAGCUGAAGAAGGAGAUUGACGAGUCUCUGCUCACAGCCAGACAGAAAGCCCUCCUGCACAAGCAGCAGAGCCAGCCUCUCCUGGAGCUCCCCAUGGGCUACAAGGAGAAGGAGAUGACGGCCGAGAUGAUGCAGAAAAGGGAGGAGCGAGCCCGCAAGAGGCGCCUGCAGGCCGCCAAGAAGGCCGAGGAGAACAAGAACCAGACCAUCGAGAGGCUGACCAAGACCAGCAAGGCCAAGAUCAAAAGCAUGAAGGAGAAGAAGUCCAAGCAGGCGCAGUGCCCCAUGGUGCGAUACAGCGACUCGGCCCAGGGCGUGGCCAUCUCCUUCCCCACAGGGGUCUCCUCUCCGGCCCCGGCCCCUCCCCGUCCUCCACCUCCAGCCCCUGUGAGCUGUGGGGUGAGCGGGUGCACCAACCUGAAGAGGUACUCCUGCUCCAAGACCGGGGUUCCCCUCUGCAGCCUGGAAUGCUACAAGAGGAAUCUGCUGCUUGUUCAAACUAGUGCUUGAAGUUAACAAACACUUGAACCAACGUGACAGAUCUGAACUCUCUGACUUUUCUUGCAACUCUUCCUGGACUCUGAAUCCAAGUGCAAUGUGGAUGCUGUGUCUUGUUAGUGAUGGUGUCUCCUGUACUGUUGCAAGCUGGACAACUGAAUUAUGUGUAACACAGAAAAAAUGUCUCAAAAUCAGUGCACAAGUAUGUAAAACAAGGUAUUUAUAAUUUCUUAAGUAUCCGUUUGUUGAAGACCGCAGGAAAUCCUUAUUUUUGUACGUCUUUGGACAGAUUAGUAUUGCUUUCACUAGUUUGGACAUGGCUUUUAUUUUGGUAAUAAAGUUAAAAGAGCUUAGAGACUGACAUCAAGAAAUGUGACUAAGAAAUAAUAAAUAAUGACAGAAACUG